This is a messenger RNA of Cyprinodon tularosa, 3045 nucleotides long. RefSeq names its product paired box 6b (gene pax6b). Gene Ontology annotation, molecular function: DNA-binding transcription factor activity, RNA polymerase II-specific; RNA polymerase II cis-regulatory region sequence-specific DNA binding. Lineage: Eukaryota; Metazoa; Chordata; Actinopteri; Cyprinodontiformes; Cyprinodontidae. The transcript has 15 exons. Gene Ontology annotation, biological process: anatomical structure development; regulation of transcription by RNA polymerase II. Bases 479 to 1798 code for a protein of 439 amino acids. The record is from RefSeq and is a predicted model, not a curated record.
CCUCCUCACUCUCACUGACAUUUCAACUCCACGACGGAUCUAAAGGAAGACAAAUUUGAAUUGUUGACCUUAAACGUUGGAGAGGAGAAAUUCUGCGGAGGAACUAAGCGAACUUAUAUUCACAGGAUACACUGAUACCGCUGCUGCCUUCAACCCCGGGAUACCCCCUCCGUCUCCGCCAAAUACCGCUGGAAACUAAUUUUUCCUCUUCUAAACUUCCCGGGAACAAGAGAUACCAAUAUCCUGGUCGGCUUUUUCUUUUUUUUUUUUUUUUGGCUUUUUACUUUUUGUUCCAUCAUUUUGGUGUGGAGAACGGGGCUCUGCAGCCUGUAGUUUAACAAGGUCGGAGGAUGCCCCAAAAAGGGAGACAUUAAGUAGUGAAAGCGGGAGAUGAUUGUCUAAAUUGUUAUAGAGUGGACAGUCAACUCUUUUCCCAGAAUACCACAACCAAGCCACGUGGGAGUCUGGCGUAGCCUCGAUGAUGCAAAACAAGGUGUAUGACAUCUGUGAUGAAGGUCACAGUGGCGUAAACCAGCUUGGUGGUGUGUUUGUUAAUGGCAGACCGCUGCCGGAUUCCACCAGGCAGAAAAUAGUUGAACUUGCUCACAGUGGCGCUCGACCCUGCGACAUCUCCAGGAUAUUACAGACCCAUGAUGAAGUCCAAGUGCUGGACAGUGAAAAGGUGUCCAAUGGCUGCGUGAGCAAGAUCCUGGGCAGAUAUUAUGAAACUGGCUCCAUCAGACCGAGAGCGAUAGGCGGCAGCAAGCCCCGCGUCGCCACUCCGGAGGUUGUCGCCAAAAUCGCGCAGUACAAACGGGAGUGUCCGUCAAUCUUCGCCUGGGAGAUCCGCGACCGGCUGCUGUCGGAGGGGAUCUGCACCAACGACAACAUACCCAGCGUGUCAUCAAUAAACAGAGUCCUCCGCAACCUGGCGAGUGAAAAGCAACAGAUGGGCGCAGAUGGCAUGUAUGACAAGCUGAGAAUGCUCAACGGUCAGACAGGAACUUGGGGGACCCGGCCAGGCUGGUACCCGGGAACAUCAGUGCCAGGGCAGCCCAACCAAGAUGGCUGCCAACAACAGGACGGCGCAGGAGAAAACACCAACUCCAUCAGCUCGAACGGGGAGGAUUCGGAGGAGACGCAGAUGCGCCUGCAGCUCAAGAGGAAGCUGCAGAGAAACCGCACGUCUUUUACGCAAGAGCAGAUCGAGGCGCUGGAGAAAGAGUUUGAAAGAACGCAUUAUCCAGAUGUUUUUGCACGGGAAAGACUAGCGGCAAAAAUCGACCUGCCAGAAGCAAGAAUACAAGUAUGGUUCUCAAACAGAAGAGCAAAAUGGAGGCGAGAGGAGAAGCUGCGGAACCAGCGCCGACAGGCCAAUAACUCCUCCAGUCACAUUCCCAUCAGCAGCAGCUUCAGCACCAGCGUCUACCAGGCCAUCCCGCAGCCCACCACACCGGUGUCUUUCACCUCGGGGUCAAUGCUUGGAAGGCCUGACUCUGCACUUACAAACACCUACAGUGCGUUGCCUCCCAUGCCCAGCUUCACCAUGGCCAACAAUCUACCUAUGCAACCCAGCCAGACCUCCUCUUACUCCUGCAUGCUGCCUACCAGUCCGCCUGUGAAUGGGCGGAGCUACGAAACAUACACGCCCCCUCAUAUGCAGGCACAUAUGAACAGCCAAUCAAUGACCACUUCUGGUACCACCUCAACAGGACUCAUCUCUCCUGGAGUGUCUGUCCCUGUCCAAGUCCCAGGGAGUGAGCCUGACAUGUCUCAGUACUGGUCAAGACUACAGUAGAGAGAAGAGCUACUUCACCCUGUAAGCACCCACUCCACCAUCGCCCUCCGGCAGUGCUCCUCACACAUACACAGCACAGGAGAGUGGGGGGAAAAAAGCACGAGAGGGUUGAGGAAGAGGAAAGAACGAGAGGGACUCUGGGAGAGCCUUGGGACGCCUGGGCUUUGUUUCCCCCUGCUGGGACAGUGUGCUGUUGUGUAACUCCAGGCACAUUCAAACCCGGACUUGGAAGAGAGACCAACAGUGGAAAGAGAGAGAGAAAAAAUGGACCUCUGUAAAGUGCCCGGUGUUAAAAUUUUUAUGGAACAAAAACUUAUCCGUUCUUUUUCUAUUUCCAGCUUCAGUCAUGUUCCCCCUUUUUUUCUCUGAUGUCUUUGUAAAUGGCCAUUUCUAUGUUAAUAUGAAAAAAAAAAAGAAAAACAAGAUCAAGUACUGAUAGAUGGACUGCUAGAAAACCAUGUUGGUUUUGCUUUUUUCUUUUGCUAAGGAGGAAGCUGAGAGAAUCUGCCAUGACUAUCUUCUAAUCUGCUUAUAUCAAGACUUUCUACCAGCCUUUUGCAUGGCCUCUGGACGCAUAUCAUUAUAGAUGAAAAAAGCUGGAAGGAAGACUUACUGUGAGAGAAAACCCACCCCAACUAUUUAUUGAUCUUAUUUGUUACAAAUGGAUAUUUAGAGGAGGGAAACUCUAAGUCAAUCCACCCACUGAGGCUGUGGUGGCCUCUCUGAUAUGGGGCCUUGCAUUUAUUAGAUUGGGAUCCUAUCAGCAACUCCAAGCGUGCAGAGAAGACGCAUCCUACAACACAUGUCGGACCUCCUGCUUCUUUGGCUGGAUUGAUUCUUAAGAUUACACCAAGAACAUUACAUGUGGAAAACAGGUGCCGCAAAAAAAAAGAAAAAAAAAAACCUUCACGAAAACAUACCCCUCCGCCCCAACACCUGUAUUCUGUAAAUGGUUGACUGCGUCUUCGAUAUAUUCCAGUUUGUUAAUGUCCAAAUGUAAAGUACUUGUCUUCCCUUUUUUUUUGGAAAUCUUCCAGAAAGAUUUCUCCAAUAAAAGUCGAUUUCAGUCAACAUCCCCAAGAAUAUUCUAUAAAUGUUCCAUGCAUCAUGAACUACAUUUCUUUAGGGUCAGGUACAAUUUGUCUCUUAGGUAUAGUUGUAAUAUAGUGUCCUAUGGUCAAAAAUGUGCAACUAGAAAUAUUUAAUUCCUAUAAUUAUGAUUAAACAUUGCUUGACAGAGUUUUAAA